CUCUUCCUUGUCGUCCUUUCUCCUUUAAGCAACUUCGAAAAACUUUUGAGAUUUCAGUUUGACAAAAGUUUCAAAACUAUUUUUCUUCAACUUCGAUAACUUCACUUCCCACGCGCCGCCGCCUCCUCCUCCCACGCGCCUCUACUCCCUUUACUCUUUUUUGUCCUCUUACUUUCCAACUCCCUUUCUUCGCUGUCCACUUUGGCUCCACUGUUCCUCUUUUUUUGGAUUAGUGGAGAGGAAUUCCAACUUCCCCCCUUCUACUUCAACUCCUCUUUCUCUUUCUAUGAUUCUUCAGAGCUAAAGCUUAAGAUCUGAGUUGGGUUUUUGCUUUUUGGUCGGAGUUUUGAAGGAGGGGGGGCUGUCGGAGGCCUUUAUGAUUCCGAGGCCUCUGAUGAGAAGAAGAGCAAAAUGGGGGGAGUCACUUCUUCAAUCGCUGCUAAAUUCGCCUUCUUCCCACCCACUCCGCCCUCUUACACUGUAAUCACCGACGAAUCCCGCGAUGGCCGUCUCUACAUUCCCGAGAUUCCCAGACGCGACGAUGUUGAUGUUCUUCGUCUUCGGACUCGUCGAGGGAAUGAUAUUGUGGCUGUUCAUGUUAAACACCCUAAACCUUCCGGUACUCUGCUCUAUUCUCAUGGGAAUGCUGCUGAUUUGGGCCAGAUGUUCGAGCUUUUUGUCGAAUUGAGCGUUCGGCUUCGUGUUAAUCUUAUGGGGUAUGAUUAUUCUGGUUAUGGACAAUCAACUGGAAAGCCAACUGAAUAUAACACAUAUGCAGACAUUGAUGCCGCAUAUAAAUGCCUCAAGGAACAGUAUGGGGUAGAUGAUGAACAACUAAUAUUAUAUGGUCAAUCUGUUGGUAGUGGCCCUACGCUUGAUCUUGCUUCACGAUUAUCGAACUUGAGAGGUGUAGUUUUACAUAGUCCAAUCUUAUCUGGACUGAGGGUAUUGUACCCUGUCAAACGAACUUAUUGGUUUGAUAUCUACAAGAACAUCGACAAAAUUGGUUUGGUGAACUGUCCAGUUUUAAUCAUACAUGGGACAGCUGAUGAAGUUGUUGAUUGGUCCCAUGGAAAGCAGCUUUGGGAGCUUUGCAAGCAAAAGUACGAACCUCUUUGGCUAAGUGGAGGUGGGCACUGCAAUCUUGAGCUCUACCCCGAGUUCAUUAAACAUUUAAAGAAAUUUGUACAGUCACUUGGAAAAUCAAAAGCAUCAACUAAUGGUUCUGAGAAAGCUAAAGUAGAAAUUGACAAUCAGAACAAACCAUCUGAAACUGGGCCUUCAGAUACGUUCGAAUUGGCUGCCAAUCUUCCUGAAGUUUCCCGAAACAGUUUAGAUAGUCGACUUGAGAAGUCAAGAAAAGCAAACAAACCUGAGAAAUCUCGUAUGAGCACUGAUCGUGUCGAUAGGUUUAGGAAAAGAAAGGGCUUAGUGUGGUAAUCGAUUAUAUCAAUUCAUCUCAAAUAAGCUAUGCACUAAACUCAACCGUGAUCCCCUCUUUAAUGACGCAUCCAUUCUACCAGCAACGUACCAAUUGUGUGUGAUUCCUUUUUUUUUCCCCCACUUUUCAUAUUUAUGUAUGUUCACAGAUGAACUUUUCAUUUACAUCCCUUUUGUACAAACAGCAACAAGAUAAGAGCAAAACCUUUGCAGUUUUUGCAGAUCAAUUAUUGUCUUAGAUGAAUUUCCUUC
Benincasa hispida (wax gourd) is the source of this 1692-nucleotide messenger RNA. Its product is annotated as alpha/beta-Hydrolases superfamily protein. The record is from RefSeq and is a predicted model, not a curated record. Lineage: Eukaryota; Viridiplantae; Streptophyta; Magnoliopsida; Cucurbitales; Cucurbitaceae.